Molecule: messenger RNA, 1245 nt
Organism: Orbicella faveolata
Lineage: Eukaryota; Metazoa; Cnidaria; Anthozoa; Scleractinia; Merulinidae
Product: dehydrogenase/reductase SDR family member 7-like
Molecular function (GO): oxidoreductase activity
Source: RefSeq, a predicted model, not a curated record
GUGUCUUCUAACAUAAACACUGUAUAGUUUCAGACGCAGGCCAUAAACGAAUAUGGGGGGCAGAAAUUUCUUGAUUGCUGCAGUUCUUGUUCCUCUCGUUUGUUUCUUACUUUUUAAAUUCCAAGAUGGUGAUUUUACAUUGAUGAUUUAUGAGAGAAUCGGCCAAGAUCCAGCGGUUGCUUUGCGCGGCAAAGUGGUCUGGAUUACUGGCGCUUCGAGCGGUAUUGGUGAAUAUUUGGCUUACGAACUGGUCAAAUAUGGCUGCAAAUUAGUACUGUCUGCGAGAAGGAAGGCAGAAUUAGAGAGAGUCAAGAAGAAUUGUGCAGCCAUUGCCAUUGCUCAUGAUUCCUCAUUUAAAACAGAUCAAGAUAUUCUUGUCCUUCCCUUGGACUUGCAAAAAUUUGACACACAUGAAAAACUGACACAAGAUGUCCUCAAGCACUUUGGGAAGAUUGACAUUUUAGUGAACAAUGGUGCUAGGUCACAGAGAUCAUUGGUGGAGAAAACAUCAUUAGAGGUGGAUAGAGCACUUUUGGAUUUAAAUGUUGUUGGUACCAUCUCUUUGACCAAAGCAGUCCUCCCGUGUAUGAUUGAACAUCAUGAGGGACAGAUUGUGGUGGUGAGCAGUAUCCUGGGAAAAAAUGCGGCACCUUUUAUGGCGACUUAUUGUUCCAGUAAACACGCAUUGCAGGGCUACUUUGAUACUGCACGGCUGGAGUUGGCUGAGCACAACAUUCAUGUACAGACUGUUCUGCCAGGACCUAUCGAGUCGAACAUCACUCUUAAUAUUUUUGCUUCGAAUAUCAAUGACGGGCCUAAAGAUGCACCAAACCUACCUGAAAUAAAAAGGAUGUCAACUGAGCGUUGUGCAAAGUUAAUGGCAGUAGGAAUGGUAAACAAUUUGGAUGAAGUUUGGAUUUCAGAGAACCCGUCCCUGCUACUGGUCUACUUAAACCAGUACUUGCCAAACCUCUUUAGAUGGAUUUCUAAGAAGCUCUCUUUGGAGAUAAUAAAGAGAUCUAGACUUCCCACGGACAAGAAAUCUUCAUGAGAAAAAUCAACAAGUGAUGUAGACCAAGAAAAAUGGAAUGUAGAACAGCCAUGAAAAUGUAAUAUUACUGUAUCUCCCCCUUCCCCUCUACAUGGGAGUCCACUCAUCAGUCCUGUAUUCACAACUUAAGGUAAUUCCCCUGAAAUAAAACUGCCAAUGGAUUUUUGUUCAAACUUUGUCCAAUGAAUUUUUAU